UCUGUAUACAUUACAUAGUCAUCGAUAGUCGGCGGCCGGCGGUGCACCGUGGGAUCUCCGUAACCUGCUCCGACCACUUGUGGACCGUCGUGGACUUUGUGCGUCGCACCGUUUCCUGGAAGCGACAAUUCGUUUCGUUGCAUCAUCAUCGAUUAGUCUCGACUAGGCUCGACUUGACACCAUCCUUUUGGCAAUCGAACAAUCCUCGAAAAAUGGCGAACGAUCGCUUGGACAUAAUAGUGUUCGGUGCUACUGGAUACACCGGGAAAUUUGCAGUGCAGAAGACAGCAUAUUUUUGUAAGCAGGAGAACAUGACGUUCGGUGUUGCUGGUCGUAGAAAGGAAGCUCUCGAAGCUGUAAUCAAAGAAUUUGCUCCAGAUAGCGAGAAUGUACCCAUCAUUCUGGCUGAUGUGAAAGACGAAGAAUCUAUCAAGAAGAUGACGGAACAGGCAAAAGUCAUCGUCAAUUGCUGCGGCCCGUACAGAUUUUAUGGAGAGCCGCUGGUUAAGGCAUGCAUUGCCACUGGUACUCAUCACGUUGACGUCAGUGGAGAGCCACAGUACAUGGAAAAGAUGCAGUUGCAAUAUAACAAAGCGGCGCAAGAAGCUGGCGUUUACGUAGUGAGCGCCUGCGGAUUCGACAGUAUCCCCACCGAUCUGGGAAUCAUUUUUACGCAGGAAAAGUUCGGUGGGCAGAUCAACAGCAUCGAAACGUACAUCGUUCUGCAGCAAGCUGCCGGUGUACGAGGUCCAUGCCUUAAUUACGGCACUUGGGAAUCGGCGGUGUACGGCCUCGCCCAUGCGAAUGAACUGCGAGAGCUGCGCACGAAACUGUACCCGAACAGAUUACCCGACCUCAAGCCGAAGUUAAAGUCGCAGGGUAUGGUGCACCGAAGCGACAUUUCUCCGGGGUGGUCAAUGCUGUUUCUCGGCUCCGAUCGUUCCGUGGCUCUGCGCUCGCAACGAUUCCUCUACGAGAAGUACAAAGAGAGGCCUGUGCAAGUACAGACCUACAUCACGGUCGAAUCAUUCUUUGCCUUGCUGACGGUCAGUAUCGUUGGCGCAGUCUUCUCUCUUUUGAGUCGCACAUCGUGUGGUCGUAAUUUACUUCUGAGGUAUCCGCGUCUGUUCUCGUGCGGUUUUGUCAGUCGCGACGGCCCGGAUGCGAAAACGCUCGACCAGAUGCAUUUCUCCGUUACGUUGAAAGCCCUGGGAUGGACUGAAAAGCUGGCUGAACCUACCGACAACCAUACCGAUCCGCCGAAUAAAACAGUAAUUACAAAAGUCAGCGGUGAUUCCCCAGCGUAUGGUAUGACUUCCACUGCACUGGUUUUAACAGCGGUUACCAUUCUUAAGGAAAAAGAUAAAAUGCCGGACAACGGUGGAGUACUUCCUCCUGGCGCUGCGUUCGGUAAGACAUCUUUGAUCGAGAAGCUGAAUAAACACGGUGUUAAAUUCGAGGUGAUCUCGUCUACUGAGAAAUAAAAAGGUUCCGUAUACUUCUCGUUGAGUGUUCCGAGGGAGGAAGAGAUGAAGUUUUCUAACGCGUUUUGUAUUUACGUUUGAUUUUUUUAUUUUAAUACUUUUAUGGCUUUUGGGGAAUAACACAUUACGCAUUUUAUAUAUACACAUAUCUCACAAUACUUCCUUUCUCUUUUCAGUAGAGAAAAAAAAACAUUUAUAAAACAUGUAUAAAUGUUAAUACAGCUAAAUAAUGCGUAACGGAAGUGAGUGUGAUUGCAGUAUAGUGAUUAACACGUUCGCCACCGGUAUCAAAUAUGCAUGACGCACUAUAUGCGUGUUCGAGAUAGCGAUUUCUUUAUUUCACUUCCGUAAAGAUAAGUAAAGUCUUUUUAUCUUUUCAAUAUAAAAAAUAAAAAAAUAUGGGAUGGUCUCUCUCUCUGUGGUGGAUGAUUUUCUAACUAGCGAACAUGUUGAGAAAAGCGUCAUGCGUGUGCUAUGCAUUUUAGAUUUGUUGAAUCGAGAGAAUAAAAAAAGAUUAUAUUUGUCUAUCUAGAAGCGUUGUGUUAAUGAUGCAAACACUAAUAUUAUAUUGUUAUCUUAAAAAUAAGGGAAAUAUUUUUUAAGUUAUUAUGCACCUCAUAUGUCAGACUUUGAGAUGAGAUAAUUAAAUUUUAAUUAAAAAAAAUUAGUUAUCGCUUCGUGACUGUGUUUAUAAAAAAAUUAUUCCGUGAAGAGUAUAUUCCAAAUUAAUAUACCGUUUUCAGUCAUUCGUAUGUGCGUUAUACAUGUUUUAUUAAUAUGAGAAUAAUUAUAUAUCUGUUCACUUUUUUUAAUUAUCUGUAUAAGUACCGUUAACAAUAACGAAUUAUAACCGCUGUUAUUUCGGAGAUAUGAAGUGAGCAAAGGUGAUCUCUAGAAGUAUAUGUGCAAUAUUGCAAUUUCGAAAGAUUAUAUAAUGUUGAAUUUCAGAGGGUGCGGAGAAAAGAUUUAUGUUUGGGAUGGUAUAAAGCACAAUGUAAGGUUUUUUUGUAGUUUGUUAUAUAUUAACCAUUUUUUUAUUAUAAUAAAUUUAUUAACAUACA
Ooceraea biroi (clonal raider ant) is the source of this 2545-nucleotide messenger RNA. RefSeq names its product saccharopine dehydrogenase-like oxidoreductase. The record is from RefSeq and is a predicted model, not a curated record. NCBI's taxonomy places the organism in Eukaryota, Metazoa, Arthropoda, Insecta, Hymenoptera, Formicidae. Gene Ontology annotation, cellular component: mitochondrion; lipid droplet; plasma membrane. Gene Ontology annotation, biological process: glycolipid biosynthetic process.